Fusarium vanettenii 77-13-4 is the source of this 966-nucleotide messenger RNA. RefSeq lists its product as uncharacterized. Lineage: Eukaryota; Fungi; Ascomycota; Sordariomycetes; Hypocreales; Nectriaceae. Gene Ontology annotation, molecular function: nucleotide binding; oxidoreductase activity. The transcript has 4 exons. Gene Ontology annotation, cellular component: cytoplasm. The annotation marks the transcript as partial. The record is from RefSeq and is a predicted model, not a curated record. Gene Ontology annotation, biological process: NADPH regeneration.
GGUAUCUGGGCUAGGGAAGAGCACUUGCCUGCCAUACUAGCAUGUCGGGAGUUAGUAUUGAAAGCCGUCUAUUCUCGAUCUAGGAAGUCCGCACACUCUAUCGCGGCUGCUGUGGCUCACGAUCUCUACAUACAUACGGACGAAGACAAUAACGGGUUCGACAAACUACUCGAAAGGUCUGAUGUCCACGCCGUGCUCAUUUCCUUGCCAAUAAAAAACCAGGCGGAGUAUAUCCGCCAAGCACUCAUAGCAGGCAAGCACGUUUUGUCUGAAAAGCCCGUCUGCGAGAAUGUCAAGGAUGCCGUUGAUCUCAUCGGUUGGUAUCGCACUGAGGUGAGGGGCCCAUCGUGGUGCGUUGCUGAGAAUUGGCGUUUCCUUGAGAGCUACAAGUACGCAGCAAAUCAGUUGGAGUCACUUGGAAGAAUUCGAGCGUUUCACGGGAAACAGCAUUCCCUAGUUCAACCAGAUGGAAAGUUUCACCAAACCCAAUGGCGAAAAGAACCCACUCACCAAGGCGGAUUCUUACUCGACGGAGGUGUCCAUUACAUGGCUGGUAUUCGUCAACUCUUAUCCGUUCAGCCUGGUAACCAAGUGAGCCAAGUCACUGCUUUCACAACUAUGUUACAAGGCUAUCUUCCACCAGUUGAUACUGCGCAUGCCCUAUUUAAAACAGUGUCUGGUGCAGUAGGCACGUUCCAGCUCUCAGUGGGAAGUACUACCGUUGCCGACGAGUGGCUAGUCGAAUGUGAGCACGGCUGGAUUAGGAUCAAUGGUCACGGAGGCGGCUCUGAGGUUACAGUAUCAAAGCAUGGCGAAGUGUUUCAGAAGACUAUCCCAAACGAAAGAACAGGAGUACCUCCAGAAAUUCGCGCUUGGGGGCAGGCACUUGUCCAGGGCAAAGUUCUCAAGGAACAGGAGCCUGAAGCUGCUCUCGCUGAUCUGGAACUGGUAAGUCAUAAAGCAUGA